AUGCUCUCCACCCUACACGAAAGCCCCUUUGCCUGCGCCCUCAACAGCGGUCUGGUGAAGCAAGUGCUUAUGAUUGCGACACAAAAUGUGCCCAUUCUCAACCGUUUAUGGUGUUGCUAUGAGGCUUUUCUGGCCAUGAAACUGAAUCUUUCCGUCCGCAUUUGUGGCGAUGAAAGGUACUUGUCAACGGUCCAAGGCAGAGUGGCAGAGUGCCGUGAUCGGGCGAGAUUGGAUAUGGAUGCUAGAAACCAACUGCUCCGAAGACACUGCAAGACGAUCGAAGAUCGGAUGCGCCGCCCAGUAGUACAAGCCACCUUUGUGCUGAUGGGACUCUAUCUUUAUUCGGUCCUCGGAGCAUAUCCUUUGUUCCCCAUUCAUGCUUGUUUUGGUGCUUGUUGUCAGUCUCGCCUUGUCGGCUGUUCUUGGCGUGAUCACGGCCGCAGUCAGGGAUACACGGGGGAUGGAUUCCUCGAACAAUCCAUUGCCCCCACGCUCAUCUGUCUUUACGUGCCCAACAUCCUUGGCAUGGGUGACAUCGCGGAGCUGGUUUUCGCUUUUGUGUUGUUUUUCUUUUGCAUCCCCAUAUUGUUGUUUGGUUUACAUCUUUGUAUCACGGAGAUGUGGUUGGGGCUGGCAAGGAACCAGGCGGAGAAGGAUGUCACUCAGAUCCAAAAGAGAGAAUCAGUGGAGCUGGAGUCCAUUGAACGGUUUGCAGUGGAUGCAUCCAAUCCCGAUGACGAAGAGUCCAUCAUGGCCGCAAUCAAUCAACAACGAGGCUGA
Seminavis robusta is the source of this 780-nucleotide messenger RNA. Lineage: Eukaryota; Bacillariophyta; Bacillariophyceae; Naviculales; Naviculaceae. The record is from the annotation of a GenBank genome assembly.